Penicillium oxalicum is the source of this 3378-nucleotide messenger RNA. RefSeq names its product nuclear import receptor PSE1. Gene Ontology annotation, biological process: protein import into nucleus. Gene Ontology annotation, cellular component: nucleus; cytoplasm. The coding region runs from base 1 to 3378 and encodes 1125 amino acids. NCBI's taxonomy places the organism in Eukaryota, Fungi, Ascomycota, Eurotiomycetes, Eurotiales, Aspergillaceae. The record is from RefSeq and is a predicted model, not a curated record. Gene Ontology annotation, molecular function: small GTPase binding; nuclear import signal receptor activity. The transcript has 5 exons.
AUGUCUAUGCUGCCCCAAGAGGUCCACACCGCGCUAUCUCAGCUGCUACGCGCGCUCAGCACCCCCGAUAAUGCCGUUCGAUCUCAGGCCGAAGAGCAGCUCAAUAAUGACUGGGUGCAGAAUAAGCCCGAUAUUCUGUUGAUGGGGCUGGCAGAGCAGAUCGCUGGGGCAGAGGAUACACUAACCCGUGCUUUCGCCGCUGUGCUCUUCCGAAGAAUUUCUACCAAGACCCGCAAAGACCCCAUCUCUGGUGAUGUCAAGGAGGUUUUCUUGAGCCUGCCCAACGAGCAACGCAUCGCCAUCCGUGAGAAGCUGGUGACAUGUCUGACCAGCGAGGCAGUCGCUGAUGUGCGCAGGAAGGUCGGAGAUGCAGUGGCAGAGGUUGCCCGCCAAUACACAGACAACGGCGAGCAAUGGGCCGAGCUGUUGAGCGUCCUCUUCCAGGCUAGCCAGUCCCCCGAGUCUGGACUCCGAGAGACCGCAUUCCGUAUCUUCACAACCACUCCCGGUAUCAUCGAAAAGCAGCACGAAGAAGCUGUCCUCGCCGUCUUCACGAAGGGUUUCGAGGACGAGAACAUCUCUGUGCGCAUUGCUGCUAUGGAUGCAUUUGCCUCAUUGUUCCGCUCUAUCGACAAGAAAUCGCAAGCCAAAUUCUUCUCCCUGAUGCCCGCUCUUCUCAACAUUCUCCCUCCUCUCAAGGAAUCCAGCGAGAGCGAUGAGCUCUCGUCCGCAUUCCUGGCCCUUAUCGAGCUGGCUGAAAUUAGCCCCCGGAUGUUCAAGGCAUCGUUCAGUGAUCUCGUCAAGUUCAGUAUCAGCGUCAUUGCAGAUAAGGAGCUCAGUGACCAAGUUCGCCAAAAUGCGCUCGAGUUGAUGGCGACAUUUGCCGAUUACGCGCCAAACAUGUGCAAGAAGGAGCCCAACUUUGCGAAAGAAAUGGUCACCCAAUGCCUGAGUCUGAUGACUGAUGUGGGUGCUGAUGACGAUGAUGCGGAGGAAUGGAACGCUUCUGAAGAUCUGGAACCAGAGGAGAGCGACCUCAACCACAUUGCUGGUGAACAGUGCAUGGAUCGCCUGGCAAACAAGCUCGGUGGGCAUGCUAUCCUUCAACCUGCUUUCUCAUGGAUCCCACGCAUGGUGUCUUCGUCCGCUUGGCGUGAUCGUCACGCUGCUCUGAUGGCCAUCUCUGCCAUCUCCGAAGGUUGCCGCGAGUUGAUGAUCAACGAGCUCGACCAGGUUUUGGCUCUUGUUGUCCCAGCUCUGCGGGACCCGCAUCCCCGUGUGCGCUACGCAGGUUGCAACGCUCUCGGCCAAAUGAGCACUGAUUUUGCCGGUAUCAUGCAGGAGAAAUACCACGGUAUUGUUCUCAACAACAUCAUUCCCGUGCUCAGCUCGACCGAGCCCCGUGUGCAGUCCCACGCCGCUGCCGCCCUUGUCAAUUUCUGUGAGGAAGCUGAGCGCAGCAUCUUGGAGCCUUACCUCGGUGACCUCCUGAGCCGCCUUUUGGAACUCCUGCGAAGCCCCAAGCGCUACCUUCAGGAGCAGGCGCUGUCUACCAUUGCCACUAUUGCUGACUCCGCCGAGACUGCGUUCGGCCAGUACUACGACACUCUCAUGCCGCUGCUCCUCAAUGUGCUCAAGCAGGAACAAGGCAAGGAGUACCGCUUGCUUCGUGCUAAGGCCAUGGAGUGUGCCACCUUGAUUGCUUUGGCCGUUGGUAAGGAGAAAAUGGGCGCGGAUGCUUUGAACCUUGUCAAUAUUCUUGGACACAUUCAACAGAACAUUGUUGAUGCAGAUGACCCCCAGUCGCAGUAUCUUCUCCACUGCUGGGGCCGUAUGUGCCGUGUGUUGGGUCGUGACUUUGUGCCUUAUCUUCCCGGCGUCAUGCCUCCUCUUCUGACUGUGGCUGCUGCCAAGGCUGACAUCCAGCUGCUCGAUGAUGAGGACCAAAUCGAGCAAGUCGAGCAGGACGAGGGCUGGGAGUUGGUGCCUCUGAAGGGCAAGGUGAUUGGUAUCAAGACCAGUGCCCUGGAGGACAAGAACACCGCCAUUGAGCUCAUUACCAUUUACGCUCAAAUCCUCGAAGAGGCUUUUGAGCCUUACGUGCUCGAGACCAUGGAAAAGAUUGCCAUUCCUGGACUGGCAUUCUUCUUCCACGAUCCUGUUCGUGUCUCUGCCGCGAAGCUGAUUCCUCAACUUCUCAACUCAUACAAAAAGGCCCAUGGAGGCAACUCACCUGGCUUCGCCGAGAUGUGGAACAAGGUGGCCGAGAAGAUCAUUGAAGUCUUGAGCGCCGAGCCCACUGUUGACACUCUGGCCGAGAUGUAUCAGUGCUUCUACGAGUCUGUCGAAGUGGUUGGCGUCAACAGUCUGACUCCACAGCACAUGCAGAGCUUCAUUGAGUCUGCCAAGUCUACCCUGGAGGACUACCAAAUGCGCGUGAAGCAGCGAUUGGAGGAGCAGGCUGAACUUGAGGACGGCGAUGAAGAAAAUCUCGACUAUGAGUAUGCUAUCGAAGAUGAUCAAAACCUGCUCAGUGACAUGAACAAGGCUUUCCACACGAUUUUCAAGAACCAGGGAACGACGUUCUUGCCGGCUUGGCAACAGUUGAUGCAGUUCUACGACAAUUUCAUCACCAGCCAGGACCCUACCCAACGACAGUGGGCCCUGUGCAUCAUGGACGAUGUUCUGGAGUUCUGCUCUGCCGAGUCUUGGGCUUACAAAGAUCACAUCAUGCAGCCUCUCGCCGCUGGUUUGCAGGAUGAGAAUGCCGCUAACCGCCAGGCUGCAGCUUACGGUGUUGGCGUUGCUGCACAAAAAGGCGGUGCUGUCUGGGCUGAUUUUGUGGCUGCGAGCAUUCCAAGCCUGUUCCAGGUUACUCAACACCCGCAGAACCGCACGGAGGAGCACGUCUUUGCCACCGAGAACGCCUCUGCCAGCAUUGCGAAGAUUCUGCAUUUCAAUUCUUCCAAAGUUCAGAAUGCCCAGGAGAUUGUGAACAACUGGAUCGACACUCUGCCCAUUAUUAAUGACGAGGAGGCCGCUCCGUACGCGUACUCGUUCAUUGUUCAGCUGAUUGAACAGUAUGUGUUCCGCGCCUCUGCGUCCUCUCCAUUAACUUUUCAUUUCCGAAUCUCUCUAGACAAUUGGCUGACCCUUUUCACUCUUCUCAGGCAAAACCCCGCGGUCCUCACCAAGGCCGAUCGUGUCUUUGGAUACAUUGUUCAAGCCCUCGACGCUGGCACUGUGCAAGGCCAAACAGCCGCUCGCGUUGCCCAGGCCGCCAAGCAGUUGGUGGCGGCAACCAACUUGAAUGCGGAAUCGAUCCUGGCUGGCGUCAACCCCGAUAACCAGGAACGGGUCCGCAAGUUCUUCCAGUAG